CGGCAAGAAGCGGAGCCUGGGCGCCCUGGCCACAGCCUGGCUCGCCUUCUACAACAUCGCCAUGACGGCGGGGGAAAGAGAGGAUGCCACUGGAGCAGACCUGAUAGCAGGGGCCGGCAGCCCGCAUGCACGCGAGGCCGCGAGCCGAGCACGUCGCAGCCCGGGAUCUGGGCAGCUGCAGACGGUGCAGAGAAGCGGCUCGGGGCAGCGACUGCGCGCACAUCGCGGGCGCUGCGGGGAAGGGGAAGGGGCAGCGCGGGCCUGGCCAUCCCGGGCCUAAGGGCACCCCCGGCAGCAGCGAGGAGCGGGCCCCUCGCAGCUCCCCGACAUCUGCCUCUGGCCCGCCAGCCUCGGCGUGGGUCACGGUUGGGGAGUUUUGGCACUCCGGCCAAAAACACUGCCGACCCCUGCCCUAUAGACUUGAUGCAGAGACAUUAUUGGGCGGAGGGAGGGAGGGAGCUUGCUUUUGUUAUGCAGAAAGUCAGACCUGGGGGAUGGUUAUUUCUCUCCUUAAUAACUAGACAAGGCUCUGGACCACGUCCCUAGCUGUUCAAGUCAGCGGGCGCAGCUUUGGACCCUCGCUUGCACAGCAGCAUCUGAUUUACUGUGUUGACUUGCUAUAAUCUUUGCUGCCUGGCAAUGUACGGGCCCUGCCAUGUGAAAUGAAAGCUGACUCAAAACUGGCUUUCAAGUUGUUCCACAUUUUCAAGCAGUAACUUUAUAGUUGGUUGGUUCUUUCUGUCAGCUGGAUGGACAUUUUUGUCAUGCAGUAAUUACUUUGCAUGGGCGACUGGUCUAAAUUUGUUGCGCGAUUCACCAGUUAAUUGCCUGAUAAUUACUUUGUAUGUGGGGUCGGCCUACUUUUAUUGUGCAGUUCACUGAUGAAUUGUAUAACAUGGAUAACAUGUGACAAGGGCUGUAUGUUUGAUAACUGAAUUCCUCAGCCCUUGGUUUGUUGUGGGUUUACUCCUAAGUGCUGGGCUCCUGCCAUAAAUACUGAAGGGUCCUUGAACCAUUUUAAUUCUGUCAUGUGCUGAGUUCUUUCUCUGUUUCUCAUCAAAGUGGAAAGUAAUUGAGGAUAACUAUAAGGACCUUGUUCCACCUUAUGCUAAAAGCCACGCAAAUGUUAAUCUGCUUAGUGUUGUUCUGCUUAGUGGAGCAGCUGCAUGUUAACAUGAAAAACCAUCUCUGACUAUCCUUCACCUGCACAACUGUGACUUGUCACUAGGCUGCAGUGUCUCCCAUUGCUGCACGCACCAGCUCUGCUCCCACUGGUCAGAGCAAGUCCCUUUGAGCAGUGGCGGGAGGCACUGUCUACGCCCCGCCCUGCCCAAUGCUGCUUAGACUGGCUUGCUCUACCUGGCAGGAACAGUGAGCCAAUUCAAGCAAUGGCUGGCUGCUGCUGUUGCUUGGACUGGCUUGCUCUGCCUGGCAGGAGCAGAGUUGGUUUGCAUGGAUGCAGGAGCACCAUAGCCAUCAGGUGCUCUGGGGCUGCUAUGCUUGCUCUGCCCAAUGUGCCUGGGAUGCAAGGUGCUGUGCCCGCCCGGCUGUGCCCCAGUGUCCCUGCUUGCCCUGACUCAGGACGGGCAACUGAGAUGCUGGAGGACUUCAGUUUGGGUAGAACAGCUGUGGAGAGUGGCCACACCUUAAUGGAACGGGAGCAAAAUUAGGGAGAUUAAAGAUAAAUUUGCCCUGGAGUGGUGUAAUUGUUAAACUGAAUAAUGCGUGUUUUAAACCACUUACAAGAUGUUAAUAUGCAGCCAAUCCAGGUGUUAAGGGCUCCAGAAGCUGCCUAAAAUUACUAGGUAACAAGUCCCUAAUACUUACAGAAUUGGGCUCCUUUAUUUCUCCUGCAUAGAGAGAAAAUGAAGAGAAAAGAAAUUAUUUUGUAGUCUUUUCUAACAGAUACAGGAUAAAAAGAAAGAUAAAUGCUACACAAAGUACACAUACAACAUACACGUGAGGCAGGUAUGGCCAAAUGUGUUCAGUUGACAGGGCAGUACCUUGUGAUAAUUAAAUUAUAGACAAAGUCUGGUUUAUCAAUAAUCAUACUAACCUUUUUUUUUUAUACAGGGUUACAUUUUAUCUUUCCUGCUUGUAAAAAAGCUUUGGAGGAACAUUCAGAGUAAAAAAUGACAAUUACAUACCCAAUUCCUACUGAUUAAGUCCCAUCUGAAAAUCUCUCCCAUGGCCAUUUACCACAUAGAGUGUUUUCCUUUAUAUACUGAUUAUUUGUCUGAUAUUUAGUGAAAACAGACUGACUGCUAUAUGCUGUACAAGAGACCACCUGCACUGAAGGUCAAAUAAUUGAUUUAUGGAAACGCUUUUUUACAUAAUAUGUUUAAGCAAAAUACCUUGUUUAGUUCAGAUCUAACAUGAUUUGCUCUGUGAAGGUUUUGCUGUCACCAACCAUGCUGUCAGCCCCCUGCAAAUCCUUUGUAACCUUUCUCUUAUUACAUAAAAUAAAAAACAAUUUAGAGUUUGAGACAACCUAACCCUGAAGAAGUAAUGUAUUGAUGAAGUUCAAGUACUCCGCUGAUUUCAAAUUGGCAGGAGUCUACUUCAAACUUUGCACUCUAGAAAAAUGCACUCUGAUUUUACACUACCCAUUUAAAAACCCAAAUUAUAUCAGUAGAUGUUUUAAAGUGGCAAUUUGUGUUUAUGCUCAGAAAGGAAGUGACAUUUACUUUUUUACUCCAGCAUUUUGAAAUCUUGGCACUUAGGCUACAUAGGGCUCACAGAUACAGAAUAAAUAGAAAGGCAGAGAGACUGCACAUCCCCAAUGUAUGAUGCAACUGAGGUCCAUCUCAGCUUCGCAUAACAGAAGGACAGCUUGGGGUGGGCAGCAGGAGGCCACUGAAUCCAAACUAAUCACUCAAACUCUAUGCAAAGUACCCUACUCCAGGUAUAUCAGAAACUCAACCACUAUCCUAAGGUGUAACCAACGUAGCUGCCAUCAAGAGACUACAGAGGUGCCAGAGCCCCAGAUAUUACAUGAUUGCCAUAACUGUGUAGGUUACAAGGAUUAGAGAAUGCUCACUGAGAUGUAAUUCAGAAGGGGAAAUAUGAAAUUAAUAAUAUUGAAUUGUUUAUAUAGUUGGUUGCACAUUUUUUUUCUAAUUGUUCUUGUGUUUAUUGGAAGGAGUGCUCAUAAUGGAAUACCAAUUUUAAAUGUUACAUCUACAAUGGUUAGGAAAAUCAAAAUCUCAGUCUCAAUCUGUUAUUCUGUCAUUUUGAAAAACUUGACCUGAGGAUCUAACACACUGAUUUUGCAAAUAGCACUGUAUGCACAAUCCCAUUGUAAAGGACCCACUUUCACAAAGUUUCUGGCAGGAGUGAGGUGCAACCUUCAAAAUGUAGAUCAUAGUGUUUAUCUUUCACAAUGUUUGAAGAAAUCAGUACUUAUUUCCAAUCAUUGUUUCCAGUUUCAUGUAAUGAGAGACCCCAAAAUGAUGGAAGUAAGAAAAAUAAUUAGAAAUUUAAAAUUAUUUUUGAAGAAGUGCACAUGUAUCAUUUUCUCUCUCUUUUACUAGGUGGUUGGUAUUGGCUAUUGCCAUGGCACGGUUUUAUAUGCAGAAAGGAACACACAAAGGCUUAUAUAGAAGCAUUCAAAAGACACUUAAAUUUUUCCAGACAUUUGCUUUACUUGAGGUAGUCCACUGUGCAGUUGGAAUAGUUCGCACCUCUGUGCUUGUGACUGGGGUCCAAGUGAGUUCAAGAAUCUUCAUGGUGUGGUUUAUUACACAUAGCAUAAAACAGAUCCAGAAUGAGGAGAGCGUUAUUCUUUUUCUGGUCGUUUGGACUGUGACAGAGAUUACUCGAUAUUCCUUCUACACAUUCAGCCUGCUCAACCAUUUGCCAUACUUCAUUAAAUGGGCCAGAUACAAUUUUUUUAUCAUCUUGUAUCCUGUUGGAGUUGCUGGUGAACUGCUAACUAUUUAUGCUGCAUUACCUUAUGUGAAGAAAACAGGCAUGUUUUCACUGAGACUUCCCAACAAGUAUAAUGUCUCUUUUGACUACUACUACUUCCUUAUUAUUAUCAUGCUCUCCUAUAUACCAUUGUUUCCACAACUGUACUUGCAUAUGUUGCGACAGAGAAGAAAGGUGCUUCAUGGAGAAGUGAUUAUAGAAAAGGACGAUUAAACCUACCUUUUUAACUACGGUGCUUUUUAAAGAAUAUCAAGGAUUAAAAACAAAAAACUUCAUGUGAUCUUUUUGAGUCCACAUUUUAAAUCAUGGAACAAGAAUAAAUAGCUGUGCACGAAAUACCAUGGAUUGUAUUAUUUUGUAAAAAUUAAUAUAUCUUCAGACUGUGUUUCAUCCUUGGUUUCACCUUUUGGUUCUUUUCGUCUCUUCAUGUCUUCAGACAAACUGUUUUCUUCCCAAUUUUUUAUAUAAGGACAUUAAUAAAUAGUCAGCAGAUUGAAUAUUUGCUAAAUUGCUUUCUAUUAAGAAACUUUUUGUAGUUAGUUGGAAUAAAAAAGGUUUGAUGAGCUAUAUUGUUGAGUAUUCUAGGAAAUAUUCAUAAAUCAGGUUAUUUUUUUCAUAGGAUAGGUGGCUUGCAUAGGAUAGGUGAAAUUGUAUCCUUCAUUAUUUAAAAAAUGAAGGGUGGGCUCAUUUUUGCCAAUAUUCACAAAUGAUAAUUUAGUGUAUCAUAAGUCUUAUGAGAAAACACUGCUAAAAGUAGUCAGUUUAAACCAAAGAUGAGAUAUAAGCAUCUAAUUCUGCCACCCUUUCUCACAUUAUGUAGUACUUCUUUUUUUAACUGUCCUGUAAUAAUUGCCAAACUGCUAUAGAGCAUCAGUAUGGAUAUUAGAAUCAGACCUUUCAAUAGGCCUGAUCCUAAAGUUGGAUUCUGCAUGUGUGCAGUUGCCUAUGUUACCAAAUUCAGUUGUGGAGCCAGGGCUGUACAGUGCUACAGUCUUUUAAUAGUAGGUUUUUAUUUUUGAAGAAUCAUAGACUAAUUUUAAAGCAGUCAACCAUUUGGUGCCCAUGCAAAUGUAGGGCUGCAUACUUUUAAUAUGGAGUUGUCAAAGAUAAUUAAAAAUAGUAGAUGGUAUUUAAUGGGCAAAAAGAAAAAUGAUAUGGAGGAGUGAUAUAGAUGUACCUACAUUUUGUCCAUUAAAGGGCCUGUUUUGGGGGUUUUAUUUAUAUUUUUGUUUGUUCUGUUCUGCGAACUGAAACUGCUUAUAAGUCUGUUCUGUAUUCUAGGUUUAGAGUAAAAAAGGGAAAGUAAAUGUGGACCUACAUGCAAAAACUAGUGAUGACAAAAUCCUUUAUUUAUUUUGAUUAAUCAAAUGGGAUAAAAAUAGAAGUUGUUGUUUUUUUUAAAGUUGAUGUGUAAAUUAUAUUUUGAAUCAUCCCAUUAUGCAAUUAUAAUUGCUCCUUCAAUAAAUUGUUUCAUCUUCUUCAUAAUGUAAUCAGCGAACAGUUUUGGAUCUGGUCCUGUUUAACAUCUUUAAUAUGCUAUAAAAAGGUUUGAACAACACAUUAAUGAUGAUCAUGGAUCAUAUGAAAGGGGGUGAACACCAUCAUGGACAUAAAGAUAAUACAAAGAAGCCUAUAAAUGUUUGAAAUGUGGUCAAAAAUUUAAAACAAGAUUCAACUUGGAAGGUGUGUAGGGGGACAUGGGGGAAGCAAGUUGUUAUAAAUAAAGAAAUUUAGAUAUUCAAUAAGAUGGAGAAAUUUGGAAAGCAAAAAUAUUGGAAGAACACUAAGCAGACAGCAAAUUAGAUACUUAUUCACAACAUGAUGUGGCACCAAAAAAAAGACAAGUUCAAGGUUAGGUGUAUUUGCUGAAGUGUCACAUCAAACAGGGAACUGAGUGACUGCUAAAAUCCCACCUAGAAUAUUCUUCUAAGUUCUGCAUGCCUCACAAGCAAAGUGCAGAGGAUUGUUGGGUGGAGCAGAUACCAGCAACACAAAUAAAUUUAAUGCUCAGGAAUAAGAAAUAGGAAGGAUUGACUUAAAGGCUUUAAAUAUGCAUGGCUUGGUUCUGUGAGAACUAUUUGAGGAGGAGGAAUUAUUGUAAUGAAAGAAGUAGGUGUAACUGAGAGUCAUAUAGAAUAAGAAAAGGAACAUACAGAGUGAGUAUCAGGUCAGGUUUUGACCAUCAGCUCAAUCAGGCUAUGAAGUAAUACGACAAGCCAAGUCAUGACAGCUCCAUUUCACAGGACACUUAAAGAUAGAUUUGAUUGGAUACUAGAAGAUGUUUAAGUUGCCUAGUUCAACCUGCAACCUCAAAGGUGGUCUCCAUUUUUAACUUCUAUGAUGCUUUGAUAACAUACCUGUACUUUUAAAAAGACUGGAAACAUCUUCCGUAUACAUCUAAUGAAUGAAGAAAUUUAUUACAUCCCCAGCACAAGUUUCCAAUUUUAUGCCUUAGGCUUGUCAUAGUCAUCUGUUACAUGCAAACUACCUUCCUUUUAAAUGACUGGUGUACAGUGGACGCGACAUGAAAUCCUAGUAUUUUUUUGUUUUAAAGUGGUAUAGUCUUCACUUUUUUUAAGCAACAUAUUAAUUCAAGGUGCUCUAAGUUAAGUUAUUAAAGUACUUGUUUAAUUCAUAUGCAGCUGAAAUUGUUUAAUGUAUUAAAUAUACAUCAUGCUUACAGUCUUGAUUCACAAAAUAUUUACACAUUCAAUACCUGUUUGGGCUAAAGGUUUUAUCUGUUAAGUGGCUUUUUUCAUAUUUUAAGCAAUGGAUGCAAUUGUUCAUAUAAACUUCUCAGUUUGCAUAUUGUUCCAUAUGGAGCAUCCAGGCAGCUUUUAACUACGUAUUUCUUAAUUAGUAAGUAAAAAUAUUUUAUGGAAUAUGAAAGAAUAAGAUCAGGUUUUGUUUAAUGAUAGUUUAGUCUCUUCUCAUUGUGAUGUCAGCUCACUGAAGCCUAUGACUAUUUGUAUGAAAUGUACUGAAUAUUCCAAAGGCCUGAUCCUGCAACACUUACUCAUGUGAGCUUGUCCCAAGGAGACUAUUCCUAUGAGUACAAGUUGAAGGGCUGACCUCAACCACUGUAUUAUUUAUGUUGUAUUUGUAUUGUGUUCAGUUUGAGGAUAUCAUGCAAGGUACAUAAAACUACUGUAGGCAUUUUGAUACUCUUUUGUACUGCAACACAAAUUAAUACAAUGCCAUGUAUUGCAAUCGUGAUUUCUGGUUUGCAUAAAAACAACAAUGUGCUUAGUCCUGAAUAAUAAUAAUACACAAACAAGAAAAGCCAUAAAGUGAUUUACAAUAGCAGUAAAAUCUUACUGAACUGCAUUUCAAUAAACUGUGAAUUCAUGCUGAAAA
Messenger RNA from Alligator mississippiensis (American alligator), 7287 nucleotides. It is a transcript of the gene HACD1, whose product is annotated as 3-hydroxyacyl-CoA dehydratase 1. Gene Ontology annotation, biological process: sphingolipid biosynthetic process; dephosphorylation; very long-chain fatty acid biosynthetic process. Lineage: Eukaryota; Metazoa; Chordata; Crocodylia; Alligatoridae. The transcript has 7 exons. Bases 3556 to 4143 code for a protein of 195 amino acids. The record is from RefSeq and is a predicted model, not a curated record. Gene Ontology annotation, molecular function: 3-hydroxyacyl-CoA dehydratase activity; phosphatase activity. Gene Ontology annotation, cellular component: endoplasmic reticulum membrane.